AUGUCUGACUCAAACAUAACUUUCUACUGUCUUUCAUCCAUUCUUUCUCUUCUUCUCAUCUUCAUUCUCAUCAAAAGAAAACAAACCAAACCCAAACUCAAUCUUCCUCCAGGAAAAAUGGGUUGGCCUUUUCUUGGUGAAACCAUUGGUUACUUGAAACCUUAUUCUGCUACAACAAUAGGUGAAUUCAUGGAACAACACAUAGCAAGGUAUGGUAAAAUUUAUAAGUCAAAAUUGUUUGGUGAACCAGCUAUAGUUUCAGCAGAUGCUGGGUUGAAUAGGUUCAUAUUACAGAAUGAAGGAAAAUUAUUUGAGUGUAGCUACCCUAGAAGCAUUGGUGGAAUACUUGGGAAAUGGUCUAUGUUGGUUUUGGUUGGUGACAUGCACAGAGACAUGCGUGUUAUAUCUCUCAAUUUUUUGAGUCAUGCUAGACUUAGAACACAUCUUUUGAAAGAGGUUGAGAAACACACUCUUCUUGUUUUGAGUUCUUGGAAGGAAAAAUCCUCAUUUGCAGCUCAAGAUGAAGCCAAAAAGUUCACAUUUAAUUUAAUGGCAGAGCACAUUAUGAGUUUGCAACCUGGGGAGAUAGAGACAGAGAAAUUAAAGAAAGAGUAUGUUACUUUUAUGAAAGGUGUUGUAUCAGCACCAUUGAAUUUUCCUGGAACUGCAUACUGGAAAGCAUUAAAGUCUAGGUGCAAAAUAUUGAAGUUGAUAGAGGAAAAAAUGGAAGCAAGGAUGAAAAGAAUGAAAGAUGGAAAUGAAAAUUUGGAGGAAGAUGAUCUUUUGAAUUGGGUUUUGAAACAUUCAAAUCUUUCAACAGAGCAAAUUCUUGACUUGAUUCUGAGUUUGCUUUUUGCUGGCCAUGAAACUUCUUCUGUUUCUAUAGCUUUGGCUAUUUACUUUCUUCCUGGUUGCCCUCAAGCUAUACAACAGUUAAGGGAAGAACACAGAGAAAUUGCCAGAGUCAAAAAGCAAGCAGGGGAAACAGAACUGACUUGGGAAGACUACAAAAAAAUGGAAUUUACUCAUUGUGUUGUGAAUGAAACACUUAGGCUAGGUAAUGUUGUGAGGUUCCUUCAUAGGAAAGCUCUUAAAGAUGUUCGGUACAAAGGUUAUGAUAUUCCUUGUGGGUGGAAAGUCCUCCCAGUUAUUGCAGCCGUGCAUUUGGAUCCAUUACUUUUUGACCAACCUCAACACUUCAAUCCAUGGAGAUGGCAGAAUAAUGGAAAUUGCUCCAACGCAAGCAGUAAUAGUAAUAAUAAUAAUAAUUUCUUACCGUUUGGAGGAGGACCACGACUAUGUGCAGGAUCAGAAUUAGCUAAGCUUGAAAUGGCUGUUUUCAUCCACUAUCUCAUCCUCAACUACCAUUGGGAGUUAAUUGAUAAUAAUGAUCAAGCUUUUGCCUACCCUUUUGUCGAUUUUCCUAAAGGCCUACAAAUUCAAGUUCAACCUCAUUAA
Molecule: messenger RNA, 1458 nt
Organism: Vicia faba (fava bean)
Lineage: Eukaryota; Viridiplantae; Streptophyta; Magnoliopsida; Fabales; Fabaceae
Source: the annotation of a GenBank genome assembly